AUGCAAAACUCUGUAGCUUCUAAUGUAUUUCCACCAGCUGGAAUUGUUUCCGUUGAUCAGGCGAACCCUAUACUUGCUGUUCAAGGGAUAUUCAAGAUCCCACCUGAAGAGUUCGUCGAUUUCUUGGCCAAACGAGUGAUUUACAAUGCGGACGACCUGAUAGCCAUUGAUAAGCCAAUAUUGAUUCCAUAUUCUGGCUCGAAACCUGGGAGACUACAGAUUGACCGAGUUUUACAGGUUUGUUUUGAUUUAUAUUGUUUGAUCUUUUUAGGUCUGAUAGAGUGGUUUAAAGCUGAAUUUCUCAACGAAGAGUAGUCUGAUUCAUUUCAAUUUUUACAGAGAGCUUAAGAAGACAUGUUUGUAACUAUCUUCAACUAGACUUUACGUUUAACUUAUAAAUUGCAUGUUUAGGAUUUAAAAAAGAAGAUUGCGCCUGACAUACAACGUCUUCACCUCGUAGAAUCGCUGGAUCGUUCUGCUAGUGGUGUUUUAUUAUUUGCCAAGACAGAAGAAAGACAGAAACAGCUAUUAGAAGCCAUAAAAGAAGACAGAGUUCAACACAGGUUCAGAUGUAUUGUUAAAGGUGUACCAAAAGAAGAGAGAGCCAAUAUAACAGUGCCCUUGGCUAAAUUUACUCAGGGGAAAGAUAUCAAAUGGUUGCCAGCCGAGAACAAACACAGAGGGAUUGUACAUUAUAAAACCAUGUACAAUGUUGUGAAUCAGGAUCGAAUGGGAAACGUCAGCUUACUUGAUGUUGUGGUUAAUAGGAGUAAUCUGCAUUUUGUAAGUUUUAUUUGUCUUUAACUUACUAUAUUUUAAUUUUAAAGGCAGAAAAUUAACAAAUUCUUAAAGUUAAUUUUAAAGUAAAUAUGGCAAGCCUUAUAUAAUAUAAUAGUAUGAGUUUAAACAAUAUUAUAAUGAAUUUGUAUUAAAGUAUUCCUUUCUUCAGAUACGAACACAUUUAUCAAACGGAAUUGGUUGUCCAUUAAUCGGCGAGGUAAAAUAUAAUGGACUGGCACCAAAUACACCAGUAAAGUUAGGCCCAUUAGUGUUAAACAAACUGGGACUACACGAGUCCCAAUUCAGGAAAGUGCCAAUGUUUAUUCAUCUUUCUGAAACCUUGGUCCCCCUCGGCAAUGGAAGUCGGUUUUCAGUGGUCAAAGCACCUUAUUCUCCUGUUUUCACGUUUGCUGUUAAAGCCUUAGGCUUGUUCAAGAAGUAA
Molecule: messenger RNA, 1222 nt
Organism: Bursaphelenchus okinawaensis
Lineage: Eukaryota; Metazoa; Nematoda; Chromadorea; Rhabditida; Aphelenchoididae
Source: the annotation of a GenBank genome assembly